AUGAAUUCCUCAAUUCGACGGACAGUCUCCUCCGCCUCCCGCUCAGUUGUCUUCCAAUGGCCUUCGAAAUGCUCAUAUCGACCGUUUUCCCAGUCAAGCUCGAGGGCUGCAAUGACUGCGCCUAAAGUUAUGAUGCCCAAAGCUCCCGCGCAGAUGAGCAUGAAGACCCGUCUAAAUGAUACCAUGAGUGGAAUAAAUAGAGAUAUGAUACCGGAUGAUAUUGGCCUAUUACCCGGUACCUUUAUACGGCCAGUGUGGAAGAAUCUACCAUCAGUGUUCCAGGACCCGAAGAUGCGAUGGCGCAUGGAAUGGAUGCAUUGGAAGUCGAAGGUUAUGAACUUUGUGAGUUUAUUUACAUACUGCAAAUAUAUGAAUAAGAAGAUGCCUAUGCGACUUCGAGAACGGAAAAAGAAAGCCAUUGAGCUCCACAAAGAGAUGUACACUCAGUUUGCUAGUGGAAACGUUGCUGCCCUCCAAAAGCUGUGCUGCCAGGGUCUCUUUCAAACGUUUGCCGCGCGCAUUUCUCGACGACCCCCAUCCUCUCCAGAGCUUGUUUGGAAAUUACAUAAAUACCUUAGAUUCCCAUCUUCGAUGAGUAUAACUGGUGCUCGUGUGGUAUCUGAUCGUGCUGCCGCCCUACCCGGUGCAUCUGGCAUGGGGAUCAGACAGGUUGUCGUACGGAUACAGAGUCGGCAGUCCCUUAUCACGCCAUCCGCCCCUGUAUCUCGGUUGGGAGAAAAGCAGAUACAAGAGCUAGAGAACCAGCAGCAGGAAAAACAAAGGGACUGCACUGAGUACAUAGUUCUUCAAAGACUUAUGUGGGGCGGCAAAGACGGUGACUGGAAGGUUUGGGGUUUAACAGAGGAGACUACCGUUGAAGACCUCGAAACGAACCCGAUGUUUGCCCAGGGACUAACGAUGAAAGACCGAAUUGAGAUGCUGUCUUCGAGAUAA
Molecule: messenger RNA, 954 nt
Organism: Microsporum canis CBS 113480
Lineage: Eukaryota; Fungi; Ascomycota; Eurotiomycetes; Onygenales; Arthrodermataceae
Exons: 3
Coding region: 1-954 (317 amino acids)
Biological process (GO): protein insertion into mitochondrial inner membrane from matrix
Cellular component (GO): mitochondrial inner membrane; mitochondrion
Source: RefSeq, a predicted model, not a curated record